GACCGUGUGCACUAAUAGCUAAACACACACACACACACACACCACAGGAGUGACGGCUGGAGAACUCCACAGGGACAAUGAGCAGCAUGGCGAGAGAGAUCAUGGCGUUCGUGCUCACCACGUCAGGCUGGGUGCUGGUGUCCUCCACUUUACCCACGGACUACUGGAAGGUGUCUUCGAUCGACGGCACGGUGAUCACCACAGCCACCUUCUGGUCCAACCUGUGGAAAACCUGCGUGACUGACUCGACUGGCAUCUCCAACUGCAAAGACUUCCCUUCGAUGCUGGCGCUGGACGGUUAUAUCCAGGUGUGUCGGGGUCUGAUGAUCGCUGCUGUCUGUCUGGGCUUCUUUGGAUCGGUCUUUGCUCUGGUCGGCAUGAAGUGCACUAAGGUCGGUGGUCUUGACCAAACCAAGGCCAGAAUCGUCUCCUUUGCUGGGUUCAACUUUGUUUGUACUGGUCUGUGUUCUCUGACCGCCUGCUCCCUCUACGCUCACAGGAUCACCUCGGAGUUUUUCGAUCCUAUGUAUGUUGCGCAAAAGUAUGAACUGGGCGCUGCGCUGUUCAUCGGCUGGGCGGGCUCGACGCUGUGUAUCCUGGGCGGUGGGGUGUUCUGCCUCUCGCUGACUGAAGGCAUGAGCAGCAGCAGUUCGCCGUAUCAGUCGGACAGAAAGACUUUCGUCAAAAGCGGAGUCGCUCUAAUGUCUCCGCAGAGUCAGACGUCUCACGCCAGGAGACCUCCGCCAGACUGCAUCAGCUCUUCACAACAGUUCGACAAGAACGCUUACGUAUAACACACAGUCAUAUCUCAUCGGGUUCUGUCGCUCUUUUAUUGGCCGCCACAUGUUGUGUACAGAUCCUGUAUUUAAGAUUGGGUUGUUAUAGCCUCUAAAGCGUAUCUACUGCAGAAUGUUUGUGUUUAUGUUUACGCAGCACAGCAUGAGAUCAUCUCUCCAUAGUUGUGUUGUACUCCACCAGUUCGGGUGAUUAUUCAUGUCUGGCAUCAGUAUCUAUCCAGACAGAAUCAUGUUUCAGGAGAUUUGAGUUUCAAUAUUGUCUGGAGAUUGGAUUGCCUGUUUUGCCAAGCCUCAAUUAUUAAUGUGAUUUAAGAAAAAUGUUUUUGAUGUUUAAUUAAGAAUCAAUAUAAUGUUGUUAUAAAUGUUGCUUAUUGUUGGGUUGAUACAAUUGUGCAUAAUAUCUGUGUGAAUAUAUUUGCUAAAUGUGACCCUGGACCACAAACCCAGUCUCGAGUCGCACGGGUGUAUCUGUGGAAAUAGCCAACAAUACAUGGGUCACAAUUAUAUGUUU
Pimephales promelas (fathead minnow) is the source of this 1308-nucleotide messenger RNA. It is a transcript of the gene cldn10b, whose product is annotated as claudin 10b. Gene Ontology annotation, cellular component: bicellular tight junction; membrane. Lineage: Eukaryota; Metazoa; Chordata; Actinopteri; Cypriniformes; Leuciscidae. Gene Ontology annotation, molecular function: structural molecule activity. The record is from RefSeq and is a predicted model, not a curated record.